GCAGCAGCAACCGCAGCCAGCAGCAGCCAACAUAAGCUAUCUUAACACACACACACACGCGCACGCUCUUGCCUAUAAAUUGACGCAUACAAAAGGACUCAUCAGGAUCAACACUCAAAGGACUCCCGCUAGCAUUCGCAAAUCUUUGGCCUAGCCAUGGGCAGCGGACAUUAUUUCUUGGUGAUAUUCUACUUUGCCAGUCUGUGCAGUGCUUCACUAGCAAAUAAUGCCAAAAUAAAUUUCCGAGAAAAGGAGAAAAAAGUGUUAGAUCAAAUUUUAGGUGCAGGCAAAUACGAUGCCAGAAUACGACCAUCGGGAAUCAAUGGCACAGCUAAUAUGGCAACAAUUGUGCAAGUCAACAUGUUUCUGCGCUCGAUAUCAAAAAUCGAUGACUAUAAAAUGGAGUACAGCGUACAGUUAACCUUUCGUGAGCAAUGGACGGAUGAACGUCUCAAAUUCGAUGACAUACAGGGUCGCUUAAAAUAUCUUACAUUGACGGAGGCAAAUCGUGUCUGGAUGCCCGAUUUGUUCUUCUCCAACGAGAAGGAGGGCCAUUUCCAUAAUAUCAUCAUGCCCAAUGUGUAUAUACGUAUUUUUCCAAAUGGUUCAGUGCUUUAUAGUAUACGUAUAUCCCUGACAUUGGCAUGUCCAAUGAAUCUGAAACUUUAUCCACUGGAUAGACAAAUCUGUUCACUACGCAUGGCGAGUUAUGGCUGGACGACCAACGAUUUGGUUUUCCUUUGGAAAGAAGGCGACCCAGUUCAAGUGGUUAAGAACUUACACCUACCUCGCUUUACACUGGAGAAGUUUCUGACUGAUUACUGUAACAGUAAAACCAAUACGGGUGAAUACAGUUGCCUCAAAGUCGAUCUACUAUUCAAGCGAGAAUUCUCAUAUUACUUAAUACAAAUUUAUAUACCUUGCUGUAUGUUGGUCAUUGUAUCAUGGGUAUCAUUCUGGCUGGAUCAAGGCGCAGUGCCAGCUCGCGUAUCAUUGGGUGUCACCACUCUGCUGACAAUGGCUACCCAAACAUCGGGCAUUAAUGCCUCACUGCCACCCGUAUCGUAUACGAAGGCAAUUGAUGUCUGGACCGGCGUCUGUUUGACGUUUGUCUUUGGCGCAUUGCUCGAAUUCGCCCUGGUGAACUAUGCCUCCCGUUCAGGUUUGAAUAAAGCUAACAUGCAUAAGGAGAACAUGAAAAAGAAACGUCGUGAUUUGGAGCAGGCCAGCUUAGAUGCUGCAUCAGAUCUGCUCGAUACAGAUAGCAAUGCAACAUUCGCAAUGAAACCGCUGGUCCGUCAUCCUGGCGAUCCUUUGGCAUUGGAGAAGCGAUUACAGUGCGAGGUUCAUAUGCAGGCACCGAAACGUCCAAACUGCUGCAAAACCUGGCUAUCGAAAUUCCCAACAAGACAAUGUUCUAGAUCAAAGAGGAUUGACGUUAUAUCCCGCAUCACCUUCCCGCUGGUCUUUGCGCUCUUCAAUCUGGUCUACUGGAGUACAUAUCUCUUCAGAGAGGAGGAGGAUGAGUAAAUGCCGAUUUUUACUACAAAAUACUUUAAUUUACUUUACCUUUACUUUACUCAAUCUAACUGAUAUAUAAUUAGAAAAACAGCCAAAAAGUUGGCAAAACAAAAACAAAAUAUGGAUGCAAAUCGAAUUGUACUAAUCAAAUUUUUCGAUUUUUUUUUCUUAUUUCCUUUUCAUUAUCCUUUACUUGCAUUGAUUUAUCCUUCUUCUAUGUACAUCUUCUUCUACCACUUCCUUGCUUCGUUCGGUUCCAUCAUGUUUCUUAAAAAAAAAAAACUUGUGUUUUUUUUUUUGGCGUAUGGCUUGGUUGGCUUGAUUUUCGAAAAACAAAAACGAACAAAAAAUAUAUA
This is a messenger RNA of Drosophila willistoni, 1877 nucleotides long. RefSeq names its product glutamate-gated chloride channel (gene GluClalpha). NCBI's taxonomy places the organism in Eukaryota, Metazoa, Arthropoda, Insecta, Diptera, Drosophilidae. Gene Ontology annotation, molecular function: neurotransmitter receptor activity; chloride channel activity; extracellular ligand-gated monoatomic ion channel activity. Bases 157 to 1530 code for a protein of 457 amino acids. The record is from RefSeq and is a predicted model, not a curated record. The transcript has 12 exons. Gene Ontology annotation, cellular component: membrane; synapse; neuron projection. Gene Ontology annotation, biological process: chloride transmembrane transport; signal transduction; nervous system process.